Molecule: messenger RNA, 2784 nt
Organism: Fomitiporia mediterranea MF3/22
Lineage: Eukaryota; Fungi; Basidiomycota; Agaricomycetes; Hymenochaetales; Hymenochaetaceae
Exons: 11
Coding region: 43-2697 (884 amino acids)
Biological process (GO): regulation of DNA-templated transcription; DNA-templated transcription
Molecular function (GO): zinc ion binding; DNA binding; DNA-binding transcription factor activity, RNA polymerase II-specific
Source: RefSeq, a predicted model, not a curated record
CCAGUGGACAACUGAUACCUUCCCAGCUGCCACCUGCCGGCAAUGGUCAAAACAGAGCCGCCUAUCCAGCCUGCCGUGCAUCCUACCCCGCCAAACUCUGCUUCUGCUUCAGCAAAGCGCAAGCCCAAGGAUGACCCAGACCAGCCUGGCCAAGCCACAAAGAAGAAGCCACGCACCCGAGUGAGCUAUUCUUGCGGUGAAUGUCACAGACGCAAACAAAAGUGUGAUCGCCAAAUGCCUUGCUCUCACUGCAUUGCUCGUAAAGUGCCCGAUCUAUGCAAGGCGUACACGCCGGGAAAGUCUGAUCAGGACGUACAUGCGCGUCUAUCUCGCUUAGAGCAUAUCAUCGAAGUUGCUCUUCCUCAGUUUGCCAACGGACCGAUUAGCGGUCCAUCGUCCCCUGUAGUCGAUGCAUCUGUCCACUCGCAAGUUGCAGGAUCAAGAUCUCUGACUCCGGACGAUGAAGGAUCCCAAGCGGAAGACGGCGAUAUUGGAGUUGGCACCUUCGAUAAGGGCGGUAAAUGGUUUGGGAACAGUGUCUCUGGGAGUGUAGCACCUGUUAUUAUGCUCGAGCAGCUAACUCAUGUCGGACCGAGUAGUAAUGGUGCGACUCGCGAGCAGAAGUAUGCCGCAAGUGCAAAUAGAUCGAAGACAUCCAUAAAUGCGCAGACGGCAAAUGACAACGAACCGGAGAGUCCACUGUUGCAACCAGGAGAACCAACGGCCGCAGAUCUUCUGCAAGGUCUCAUCCGUGACUGUGGUUUGUCAGAAAACAAGCUACACGAGCUCAUGCAAGAGCUCCCUUCCAAGCAGUUUACCGACCUUCUCAUCGACUACUACUUCAAAAAUAUGAAUUGGACACGAUAUCCAAUAUCAGAACAGGAUUUCAGAGCAUCAUAUGCGGCCCUUUUUGUUGACGGUGUCGGUUCCAACCCGAAUGAUAUUCGUUUCCUCCCUCUCCUUUUCAUAAUCCUUGCUAUUUCUGUCCGAUUGUGCCCGGAAGAUAUCGGCGGUAAUGCUCACGAGCGAAGACUCAAAUCUUCGCGUUUUUAUUGGUCUUCGCGACGUGCUUUACUCGUAGCGGCUGCAAUCCAACCGGAUUCAUUAGAAAUGGUGGUCUUUCGGUUACUGAGUGCUCGCUAUUUAACUUUUGACCGUCGAAUUACUGAGUGCUGGAGCCAACUCGGUGCUGCGGUGUGUACUGCCCAAGCUCUUGGGCUUCACCGAGAUCCAGCCGGAAUGCGCCUGGAACCUGCUCAGGCGGAAUAUCGACGGCGAAUAUGGGCAUAUCUAUAUCACGCGGAUAGAUCUUACUCUAUGGUUCUUGGCCGCCCGUACGCCAUUCAGGAUGAGUAUACGACAACACAACCACCUUUAAACAUUGAAGAUCUUUCCACGUUUGUCCCCCUUCCCUCCGCUCCACCACUUUCACAACCUACAAAGAUGACAUUCGUCAUCCUACGGCAUAAACUGGCGUAUAUCAUAGGUAAAAUGGUCCACUAUUUCCAGCGUUGUCGAAUUCAAAAUCACUACUCGGAGGUUCUGGCUCUUGACGACGAUCUCCAGAAGUUUGUCGACACCCUUCCGCCUCAUUUCUCCAUUAACCCGGACACAUCACUGGACCGCGUAGAGCAAUACUCCUACAUACCUGUGCACCGCUAUUUGCUGAUUACGGAGAUACAUUUUGUGCGCAUGAGUCUGCACAGACCGUAUAUCCUUCGCAGGCUGGACUCGGACCGCUAUGUUCGCUCUAGGCGGGCAUGCUUCUCUGCAGCGAUCAUGGACUUUGACGUUCGUCGAAGUUUCCGGAGGACGCAAUCCAAAAACGUUCUUCGUACGGUGAGCAAUGCUUACCGCGAGUUCCAGACGGCGAUGAUCAGCGGGAUAUACCUCGUGUUGGAGCCGAAUGGCAAGGAGGCGGAUAUAAUGCAUCUUAUCCUUGAUACAUUCCUCAGAGACCACGAAGGACACGGACCGGACGAGCUUGACGAGACGACACGUCGCGAGCUCAAAAUAGUCGAGCUUUUGAAGAACAAAGCGUUACAGGCAAAAUCACAGGGUGGUGCGGCGCGACGUUCCAUUACUGGAGACGUGUCUUCUGGUCCACCUGCCGAUCAGGGCACAGACGCUCAAGCAAAUGCAAACUUAUUGCUCAGCUUGCAGCAAUCUCGCAGUGCUCUCCAGCAUACACGUUCUUCCAGUGAAAGUGCUGCUGCAUCUCCAAGUACUCGACAGUUCCCGUCGUUGACUACCAAGGGUAUGAUACCAACCAGCGGCGCGCCGCCAGUACUCGUAGGCGGUGUUUCGGCGAAUGGGAUGGGACCAUUACCUCAUUCACCUACUCUUCAACGCCUUCAGGCGCAGACCAGUGGUGUUGGCUCACGCCAUUCGCCUGUAGGAACAGGUAGCCCAAGCGAGAAUGAAGAUAUGAGCGCACAGAACAUGCUUGACCAUUGGUGCAAUGCUGUCACGAACCCACCGCCUCUUCCACUUGAUCAGUUUGUUGGAAAUAAUAACUCGUUGUCAAGCGGACAAUGGGGCACUUUGUCCACUGGUGUCAGCGGUGGACCAGCAGAUUGGUUGAACACGCCGUACCUAUUGAAUAGUGAUUCCGGUAUUGGAAGCGGUCUUGAAGGUGCAGACUACAAUUACUGGGAGAGCCUGGUGAAUACGAUUCGCGGGGGUCCUAUUCAGUAGCUUCGAGAGCGUAUGUCAUGCAUACGCUUGUGUGUUUCUUUCCAAAAUUGUUCUCUUGGUCUUUUUAGUAUUUAUUUUGGAUUGUAU